Oryza sativa Japonica Group (Japanese rice) is the source of this 1175-nucleotide messenger RNA. NCBI's taxonomy places the organism in Eukaryota, Viridiplantae, Streptophyta, Magnoliopsida, Poales, Poaceae. The record is from RefSeq and is a predicted model, not a curated record.
AAUCUUCUAGUAACCAAAGUCCAAAGGCUAUUCUGAACCGAAGUCCUCCCACACCAAAACUUCGAGGCCCCCGUCGCGGCACCCUCCUCCGCCGCCGGAUCUCCACCGGAGUACGGCGCCGGCCACCCCCUCCUCCCCCGGAUCUUCACCGCCGUGGAGCGGUACAGGUGAAGUACUGAGGUGAUGACUACAUCAGAGUCAGUACAAGAAACCUUGGGAUUGGAUUUCCCUCAUCCUAGCAAACCUCGGGUCCUCCUUGCUGCCUCUGGAAGCGUCGCUGCUAUAAAAUUUGAGAGCCUUUGCCGUAGCUUCUCGGAAUGGGCAGAAGUCAGAGCCGUCGCCACCAAGGCUUCAUUACAUUUUAUUGAUAGAACGUCUCUGCCUAGCAAUAUUAUUCUUUACACUGAUGAUGAUGAAUGGUCUACCUGGAAGAAGAUAGGGGAUGAAGUUUUGCACAUUGAACUGCGAAAAUGGGCAGAUAUCAUGGUGAUUGCGCCAUUAUCAGCUAAUACCCUAGCUAAGAUUGCUGGUGGUUUAUGUGACAACCUCUUGACAUGCAUAGUGAGAGCAUGGGACUACAGCAAACCACUCUUUGUUGCCCCAGCUAUGAACACCUUCAUGUGGAACAACCCGUUCACCAGUCGUCAUCUUGAGACAAUCAACCUGCUAGGUAUAUCUUUGGUCCCUCCCAUUACCAAAAGGCUGGCCUGUGGUGAUUAUGGUAAUGGUGCAAUGGCUGAGCCUUCUGUGAUCGAUUCCACCGUCAGGCUUGCUUGCAAGAGACAGCCACUUAAUACAAAUAGUUCACCUGUGGUUCCUGCCGGCAGAAACCUCCCAUCUAGCUGAUGCGGCAACUAUUCUGUUCAAGAUUAAACUCUGGACCUAGUUUUCUAUGGUAAAGAGUACUUCGUGUCACAAAAUGAAAUGUUAAGUGAUGUCUAUGUCGGCCAACAUAGCACCUUUAUUGGCCAGUUGUUGUACUACUAUUAGUGAUAUGGUAGGACGUGGAGAUUGGAGAAAGGCUAUUGUCCCAGCACUUUAAUGUUGCUUUUCCAAAUUUCUUGUGACAUAAUGCUAAGGUGCUGAUGAAUAUGUUCAUGUUGUAGCACUAUUUUUUUCUGCAAAUGUUUGCAAAGACUCGUGAUGGAAUCAAAAUGUAGCAGGUUGUUCUUUCA